This is a messenger RNA of Mandrillus leucophaeus (drill), 1494 nucleotides long. RefSeq names its product kallikrein-related peptidase 6 (gene KLK6). The transcript has 7 exons. The record is from RefSeq and is a predicted model, not a curated record. NCBI's taxonomy places the organism in Eukaryota, Metazoa, Chordata, Mammalia, Primates, Cercopithecidae. The coding region runs from base 233 to 967 and encodes 244 amino acids. Gene Ontology annotation, biological process: proteolysis. Gene Ontology annotation, molecular function: serine-type endopeptidase activity.
CAAAGCCCAAUUGUUCCUGGGCCCUUUCCCCAUAGCGCCUUGGCCGGCUCCCCAGCCCGGGGCAGGGGCGGGGGCCAGUGUGGUGACACACGCUGUCUCCCUGCUGGGCUGGCUCGCUCUCUCCUGGGGACACGGAGGUCGGCAGGCAGCACACACAGGGACCUACGGGCAGCUGUUCCUUCCCCGCACUCAAGAAUCCCCAGAGGCCCGGAGGCCUGCAGCAGGAGCGACCAUGAAGAAGCUGAUGGUGGUGCUGAGCCUGGUCGCUGCAGCCUGGGCAGAGGCUCAGAAUAAGUUGGUGCAUGGCGGACCCUGCGACAAGACAUCUCAUCCCUACCAAGCUGCUCUCUACACCUCUAGUCACUUGCUGUGUGGCGGGGUCCUUAUCCAUCCACUGUGGGUCCUCACAGCUGCCCACUGCAAAAAACCGAAUCUUCAGGUCUUCCUGGGGAAGCAUAACCUUCGGCAAAGGGAGAGUUCCCAGGAGCAGAGUUCUGUUGUCCGGGCUGUGAUCCACCCUGGCUACGAUGCUGCCACCCACGACCAGGACAUCAUGCUGUUGCGCCUGGCACGCCCAGCCAAGCUCUCUGAACUCAUCCAGCCCCUUCCCCUGGAGAGGGACUGCUCAGCCAACACCACCAGCUGCCACAUCCUGGGCUGGGGCAAGACAGCAGAUGGUGAUUUCCCUGACACCAUCCAGUGUGCAUACAUCCACCUGGUGCCCCGUGAGGAGUGUGAGCAUGCCUACCCUGGCCAGAUCACCCAGAACAUGUUGUGUGCCGGGGAUGAGAAGUACGGGAAGGAUUCCUGCCAGGGUGAUUCUGGGGGUCCGCUUGUAUGUGGAGACCACCUCCGAGGCCUUGUGUCGUGGGGUAACAUCCCCUGUGGAUCAAAGGAGAAGCCAGGAGUCUACACCAAUGUCUGCAGAUACACGAACUGGAUCCAAAAAACCAUUCAGGCCAAGUGACCCUAACAUGUGACAUCUACCUUCCGACCUACCACCCCACUGGCUGGUUCCAGAACGACUCUCACCAAGACCUUGCCUCCCCUCCCCUCCUGCCCAGCUCUGACCCUGAUGCUUAAUAAACGCAGCGAUGUGAGGGCCCUGAUUCUCCCUGGUUUUACCCCAGCUCCAUCCUUGCAUCACUGGGGAGGACUUGAUGAGUGAGAACUUGGGCCUAGCUCUGACCCCCACCGCUAAGAGAAUACAGGAAAAUCCCUUCUAAGCAUCUCCUCUCCCCGACCAUUCCACGCAUUUGAUUUCUUCCUGCAGAGGCCCGGCCGCGUGCCUGGAAUCCCAGCUCUGCCGCUUACUAUCUGUGUCCCCUUGGGAUGUGCCUUCCUUCACUGUAGAUUUCUGUAAAAUGAAGCUAAGGAUGACACAGUCUCCAUAAGGCAGUGGCUGUGGGGAAGAUUUAAGGUUUCACAUCCAUGACAUACACAGAACAGCGCCUGGCCCACCAUGCACUCAGUAAAGAAUGAAUUUUAUUAUGA